AUGGCCUCGUCCAAUAUUGAUAGAGUUGAGCUUCGCCAACGCAUUUUGUAUUACCAUGAGCAAAGCAAGAGUCCUGUAGAAACUACAAGACGGAUUUGGGGAGAGUAUGGAAGGAAUGUUCUGCCUUUUAGUGUCUGUAAAAUGUGGUUUAACAAGUUUGAGUCGCGUAAAUAUAAUCUCAAAUCAAGUGAUGCAACUAGAAGCGAACUGAAAGCAUUGCUCAACGAAAACUCGUCACUAUCACCAAAGCAGCUUGCAUGGAAACUUGGCAUUUCUCCAAGAACAGUAUGGCAGCAUUUGAAAGUAUUAAAAGAGAACCGGCAGAUAGAAAGACAAGUUACAACUAGAAACAAAGUGGAAGCAUUGUACAAGGAGAACCCGUCCCAAACACACCAGGAGAUCGCAGACAGGAUCUUAGAAUUUGUCGACAAGCAGUAUCGAAACAUAUGA
This is a messenger RNA of Ooceraea biroi (clonal raider ant), 450 nucleotides long. RefSeq lists its product as uncharacterized. NCBI's taxonomy places the organism in Eukaryota, Metazoa, Arthropoda, Insecta, Hymenoptera, Formicidae. The record is from RefSeq and is a predicted model, not a curated record.